GCUCCAGUUGGCCCACAGCUCACACCAUUGAAUGUUCUGCUAAUGCAGCCCACAUGGGGUGCAGUCCCCGGUCACUUAGAAGUUGGACAGUCCUGUUUCAAAUUACCUUUAAACCUGCGCAGAAUGUCAGCAUCUUUCACUGGUCCAUUCCUUCUAAAAAGUAUAAUCACUAGAGUAAGACCCACUAACCUUGGCAAAGCAGAAAAGCCAUCUAAGGUCUUACUAAUGACAGAAGGCAUGAUUAAAAUGGAAACAAAAGGAAAAGAAACUGCUUGUAAAGCAAUGACAGACACUGCUACUGAGGAUGGUGACAUAUGUUACAACUGAACAGCUCUGAAAUGUCACUGAGAAACAGCCCACAAUUGUUGCUGUUCGGUAGUUUUCACAGAUGCAACACCCUAGUGUUUAAGGCAGAUCAGUCACCUUUUAGGUAGCUAAAGUACUGUGGCUGUGACACAAAGCCUGGGAGUCCAGCUGUCCAGCUUGCCUUGCAAUGGGUGAGGUAGGGUGGGGUGUGGAGGGAAGAAGUGCUUGCAUCCACUCUAGGGAUGUUCCAGAGUGUGGGUGACCUGGGGCUGAGGCACUUCCACUUUUGUGCUUUCCUCUCUCUCCUAAACAUGAGUUCAAUAAAGUUGCCUGAUCUAGAUCAAAUGUCAGUACGUGCACCUAAUUUGUGGGGACUCAGGAGGGCAAGAGGAAAGGAAUGCUCAAACCUAUGUUUUUGGAUUCCCAGGGGUUAGGGGUCAUGAUGAGGAGCUGCAAUUAAAUAGGGAGUGAAGACACAGUUGGAUGUUGUCAUGACCCAAUGGUUUUGUGUGUGCUUCGGCACUGCAGAAUUAUUUUCCGCCACAUGGAGCUUUCUUUGCACGGUGCAAUUCUCAGUUGCAUAGAGAAAACCCCGGUGCAAAGAAGUUCCUGCCACCCAUAUGUAAAUUUGUUUCCCACUAUUGGCUGUUUCUAAAUUAUUCCCACGUGGCGGCUAGCGAUUGGCUUGCUAGCUGUAUAAAAGGUUUGAACAGUUUCCGCCCAAGUUGAAGAGGACUCCACAUCCAUCUUGUGGGGAGACUGAUCACGCAGCAGAGUAAUAGAAACUUUGUGUGUGUCUUAGAGGAGUUCGGCGGCCUAAUCAACCACCAACCUCUUCCCGUCUCGUUCGUUAAAUUCUUAAGACGUAUCUACGUUCUUUUCUGUGCGCUUGUCAAGAGUAUCCAGAGCUCUGCUCGUGUUCGUUUAGCAGAGCCUAGCAAACUCCGCUUGUGUGUCUUCGGUGGAGCCUAGCAAACUCCACGUGUGUUCGUUUGUAACUGCAACGCAAGCAAGUUUUCCUGCCUGCACCGCAACCAUCUAUGGUGGUCUGCCCUGCUGUCCCCGGAUCAUGCGGGUGGCCCUCCUCUGGACCGUCUCAAUGCUGUCCACAUCCCUCCUGAAGCGCGGCGCCCAGAACUGGACGCAGUACUCCAGCUGUGGCCUGACCAGUGUCGCAUAGAGUGGGAGAAUCACCUCCUUGGCCCUGCUUGAGAUGCAUCUGUGGAUGCACGACAAGGGCCCAUGAAAACAGCUCAUCCAUCAAUCUAUGACAUGUAUUUUUUAAGUAAAAAAAAGAGUAACUCUUUGUUGAAAGGAGAAAAAAAAAUACAAGAAAUACUGUACACAUUUAAGAGGAAAGAAGAUGGGUCAUUUUUUACAGUACAUCUGCAACCUGCAGAUGCCCCAUGGCACUUCACCGAGUUACUGUCUUCAUUCUCCUAUUGUGUAGCGAUUACUAUUUACAGCCUCUUGGUCUUACUUCUCAUGUUGAUUUUGAUUGCCCUGUUGUCAUUUGCACAUUAACAAUUGUGGAAUGCCACCAAACCAUUAAAAAUGGUUUGUUUACAUAAGAAGUCCUCAGACUGGCAUAUUUUAUUAUGCCCCUUUGCUGCAGGAAGGUCUGUGACAAUUUAUAAUUAUAGUUAGGCUCACUUGUAAUCAUUAACAGUUUUCAUUCAUCUUCUUCCCCUCCCCCCACACCGAAAUCUCCCUGUCUGGCAGAACAGUUCCCUUUCCUGCCAAUUCAUCAUAAACACUUCAGAUGUUAAGAUCUGGUCUUAAGGCAAAAUAUAUUAGGCAGAAAAUACACAGCUUUGAGCAGUACCAUAUACUGUUUAUUUUCAUGCAGAGUGGCAACUACAUUAGCAAAACUGUCACCACUAAUAAAAGACUAAGACACAUAUGCCAUCCCUCUCCAGUACACAGCUUUGCUUGAUUCAAGGAAAUUGAGUGGCUUUUCUGAAAGGGUGUCACUGACUAAUUCAAAUGCGAGUACAUUAGAGAAAGGGAGUCCAUUUUCAGGACAGGAGAAAGAACUGCUGAUGACAAAGCCCAGGGUGGGGAGGUCAGUACUUUGCACAGAGCACACUGGCAUUCCUUGGCUUUAAAUCACGCUGGGAAACAGCAGAGAGAAAGUCAUUUCCUUCCUCAACAGAAUCGGCAUAUCAAGGGCUACCUAAGGCACUAUUACUUCAGUGCAUUGGACAGAAGUCACAGACACAAAGGGAGUACUUAACGCACCCACCCAGGCUGGGUGCUACACUAACACAGAAUAUGAACAGAUCUGUUUUGCUGCUUUAAAAAAUGUGGGGUUGAGCUGCACCUAGAAAGCAUGCAUCAACUGCUAUGAUCUCAUACUUUCCUCUGCUGGAUCCUGCAGUGGUGCAACUUAGCUAAGUCACCCUAACUUGGAUAAUGAAUGAAGCAGGGGUAAGUAAAGCUGGAGUGGUUUUGCUACACUUGUGUUGCUACAGAAUCAUGCAGGUUAACAGCUGCAUCAUAGCAACUUAUAUGAGUAUCCUCCACACACACGCUUACCAAAACUGAAAAAUCUGUCCUUUCUAAAGGCCUAAAUUUCUGUCCAGAAAAAUACCCUAAUAAAAUACUUCAAUGUGGAGACCUAGAAGAAUUCUUCUGAUGCCUGCGCCUCAAAGGAUAUUUCCACGACUAAACUGAACCCACUCCCAACAACAACUCAUCCUCUGACAACAUUCAGGAAAGGAUCAAUGCCAAAAAGCCCCAAAAAACAUCAGAUUGGACACCUUGCAGUGGACGAAACCCUAACCUUGACCGCUACAUUGACUGCUUCAGGGAAAGAGUGAACAAUGAAAUAAUCAGCAAAACACGCCACCACAACAACUUCUCUCUACCAGAGAAAAAGGCCAUAGAAUCUCUAAGAUCUAACCACCCAAUAGUAAUAAAACCAGCAGAUAAAGGAGGAGCCAUAGACAUCCUAAACCGUGAGGAUUACAUAAAGGAAGCCAAGAGACAGCUCUCUGACAUCACCUACUACAAAGAACUACAAGAAGAUCCUACUCCCCUUUUCACCAAAAAACUCAAUACCAUCAAAUCAUUUCCAUCAAGAUUACAAGAAAAACUACAGACCUUGAUCCCCCCCGCUACCUAACCCGGGGACUUUUUACAUGCUCCCUAAAAUCCACAAACAAGGGAACCCUGGCAGACCUAUCAUAUCCAACCAUGGGACCCUAACUGAGGAAAUAUCAGGUUUCGUUGAAUCCAUCCUAAAACCGCUUGUCACCCACAGAGCAAGUUUUGUCCAAGACACUACAGACUUGCUACGGAAACUUAAAAACAUAGACCACCUUCCCAGCAAGACACUCCUAGCCACCAUGGACGUUACCAGCCUAUAUACCAACAUCCCACACCAGGAUGGCAUCCAAGCCUGCCUUACAUAUCUACAGGAACAAGAUUACAACCCAGAAUACAGACCCAAAGUUAUUACUGAGCUUAUACACUUCAUCCUCACACACAACAAUUUCACUUUUAAUAAUCAACACUUCCUCCAGAUGAUGGGAACAGCUAUGGGCACUAAAAUGGCCCCACAGUAUGCCAACCUUUUUAUGAGCCACCUGGAAGAAGACUUCCUCCAGAACUGCACCAUCAAACCCUUACUAUACCUAAGAUACAUCGAUGACAUCUUCAUCAUUUGGAGUGAGAACCUGCAAUCUCUGAUUGAGUUCCAUCAGAAAUUCAACAGUCACCACCCCUCCAUCCGACUUUCUUUAGAAUACUUCAGCACCAAUAUUCCCUUUUCAGACACAAUGAUCAGUAUCCAGAAGGGUAAAAUACAGACCACAGUAUACAAGAAACCCACAGACCAACAUACAUAUCUGCACAGAACCAGCAAUCACCCGAAACACACCAAAAAAGUUGUGAUAUACAGCCAAGCCCUCAGAUACCACCGCAUCUGUACUGAAGAGAACGCCCUGCAGUUCAACAAGGAGAAAUGCAAAGUGCUGCACCUAGGGAGGAAAAAUGUCCAGCACACCUACAGCCUAGGGAAUGACCUGCUGGGUGGCAUGGAAGUGGAAAGGGAUCUUGGAGUCCUAGUGGACUCCAAGAUGAACAUGAGUCGGCAGUGUGACGAAGCCAUCAGAAAAGCCAAUGGCACUUUAUCGUGCAUCAGCAGAUGCAUGACGAAUAGGUCCAAGGAGGUGAUACUUCCCCUCUAUCGGGCGCUGGUCAGACCGCAGUUGGAGUACUGCGUGCAAUUCUGGGCGCUGCAAUUCAAAAGGGAUGCGGAUAACCUGGAGAGGGUCCAGAGAAGGGCCACUCAUAUGGUCAAGGGCCUGCAGACCAAGCCCUACGAGGAGAGACUAGAGAAACUGGAUCUUUUCAGCCUCCACAAGAGAAGGUUGAGAGGCGACCUUGUGGCUGCCUAUAAGUUCAUCACAGGGGCACAGAAGGGUAUUGGUGAGUAUUUAUUCACCAAGGCGCCCCCACGGGUUACAAGAAAUAAUGGCCACAAGCUAGCAGAGAGCAGAUUUAGAUUGGACAUUAGGAAGAACUUCUUCACGGUUCGAGUGGCCAGGGUCUGGAAAGGGCUCCCAAGGGAGGUGGUGCUCUCCCCUACCCUGGGGGUCUUCAAGAGGAGGUUAGAUGAGCAUCUAGCUGGGGUCAUCUAGACCCAGCACUCUUUCCUGCUUAUGCAGGGGGUCGGACUCGAUGAUCUAUUGAGGUCCCUUCCGACCCUAACAUCUAUGAAUCUAUGAACCCGGGAUUGCCACCUCACCAAUCUUAAAAAGGCUUUCACCCAGCAAGGACACUCCUCCAGAGGCAGAUCGCACGUUUGAAAGAGCCACCUGGAUACCACGUGAAGAACUGCUGCAGUACAGAAGAAAAACACCCACAAAUCGCACACCACUGGUUAUGACCUAUCACCCCUCCCUUAAACCUGUAUGGAAAAUCCUCAAAAAAUUGCAACCCAUACUAGGAAGAGCCCCUAUUCUUAAAAAGAUCUUCCCAGAGCCACCCAUCCUAGCCUUCAGACAAGCACCGAACCUCGCCAACCUCAUCACCAGAAGCAAGCUUCCUCAAGCCCAGAACACACCAAAAGGAUCCAGACCGUGCCAGGACAAGAAAUGCAAAACCUGCCAACACAUCUCCACCACCCCCACUAUUACUACACCCCACAACAGAGCCAUCGGCAUCCCAAGAUCUUACAGCUGCACCUCCAGAAAUGUAAUAUACCUCAUCCAAUGCACCAAAUGCCUUGAUGGAAGAUAUGUAGGAGAAACCAAACAACAACUGCGCACCAGAAUGAACGCACACCGAAAAUCUAUCAAAGACAGAAACACCCAAUUACCGGUGGGGGCACAUUUCUCACAGGAGGGCCACUCUCUCUCCAAUCUCUCAGUCCUGAUCCUCAAGGGAAACUUACACAACACUUCCCAGAGAUGAGCCUAUGAGCUCCAUUUCAUCAACCUGCUGGAUACUAGAGAUCAUGGACUAAACAUAGACAUUGGAUUUUUGAUACAUUAUAAUCUGCCUGGCAACUGACUCCCCAGCCCAGCCUCUGGUUUGUUUACUUUUCAUUCCAUCCAGGAAGAGCACACACCAACUGCUAAAACUUGCUUAGCCUGACAAAGGAUUUUUGAACCUGAAAGCUUGCUUAAUAACUGUUCUCCAACCAUUUUGGUUGGUCUAAUAAAAGAUAUCAAAUUCACCCAAGGAACCUUGUCUUCCUUUGAUCUGAUACAUUUGUCUACACCCCAGUUGAUUUUAAAGUUGUUUUGUUUUAAAAAAGCUGUCUGCUGUCACUACAAACAUCUGUUGGUUGCAGAGAUGCCAAAGUAUCCAAAGGAGGCUCAAGUUUUGUAUUCACUGAAAGAACUGCAAUAUAAAGAGGAGUUCUUCAGCUAGGGCCUCCUCCUGGAUGAACAGAGCUACAGGACUCUUCCCCCUUACAAAACAUGGAAGCAUAUAAUCUUACACCUACAUGGAUACACUUCUCAAGAAACUGAAGAUUGGCAGCAAACUGGCCAUAUAGAUCUGCAAUGGGGUGUAAUUCCAAGACUCAGUGCUCCAGGAAACCCCAUCAAUGUCCUGUGCGUUUCACCUGUUUUUAUAUGGGAACGCAAGCAAGUCAGCUGAAAGGCUACCUAAUCUUACUAUGGCUCCUGUAACUGUCAGCUGCAAUAAUGCUUUCUUUAAUUGAAUCGGAACAGAUUUCUGGAAUACUUAACCAAUUGU
This is a messenger RNA of Alligator mississippiensis (American alligator), 6519 nucleotides long. RefSeq lists its product as uncharacterized. The record is from RefSeq and is a predicted model, not a curated record. Lineage: Eukaryota; Metazoa; Chordata; Crocodylia; Alligatoridae. Bases 3450 to 4952 code for a protein of 500 amino acids. The transcript has 3 exons.